Nelumbo nucifera (sacred lotus) is the source of this 1043-nucleotide messenger RNA. RefSeq lists its product as uncharacterized. Gene Ontology annotation, molecular function: protein binding. The record is from RefSeq and is a predicted model, not a curated record. NCBI's taxonomy places the organism in Eukaryota, Viridiplantae, Streptophyta, Magnoliopsida, Proteales, Nelumbonaceae.
UUCCUUUCGGGUGUUGGAACCAAGGAACCUUCGUCCUCCGCAACGCGCUCUGGAAAUCUGCAUUCCAGUUCGACGCGUAUAUAUACUUUAUUUCUGGGUUACUCGCUCGUCUCUCUCGUUGGUAAGAUGGGUUUAAGCUUCACUCCUUGAGAACCCUACAACUCUGUUCUCGAAGGUUUCAAGAUUUAGACAGGCCUGGGCUAUCGACCUUGCCAAAUGAUUACCACUUUCAGUUAUUCUUUAUGAAAGUUGUUUUUCUUCUCAUCCUAUUUAUAUAUAAAAGGUAAAAUAAAAGCCUUCUGUUUUAUGGGAAAAUCACUUCCUUCUACGACCAGGCUACAAGAAUUCGCUAAAGUUACAUCAGAGAAGUUUAAGGGCCCGAAACACACGAAACCCAUACAGAAAAGCAGUUCAUUUUCGCCGGAAAUAGCAAAAUCAGGCUGUGGCGGCGGAGCAUCUAAGCAUUUGAAGUUGACAAUGGAGAACCCAGAGAGGCAGACCCGUGUGCCGUUGUCGGAGGUGGUCUCUGAUUGCGUUAAGCGGUGGUUUCAGGACACGCUCAAGGAGGCCAAGGCCGGUGAUAGCGCCAUGCAAAUCCUGGUGGGUCAGAUGUAUUACAGCGGUUAUGGAGUUCCCAGAGAUGCCCAGAAGGGAAGAGCUUGGAUUACAAGAGCUUCCAAGAGCCGAUCUUCUGCAUGGAAGGUUAGCGAUAAACAUCCAGGUUAUAAUGCAAGUGAUUCAGAUUCAGAAGAGGAAGUGAAAGGUGAUGCAAAAUAAAGAUUAUUUGGGCUUUGAGGAUGAAAGAAAAAGUUUAAAAGCUUACGAGUUAGAGCUGUGCCAAAUCACCAUUUUCAAUCAUUUCCUUUGGCUUUUCCCCCCGUUUCCAGAUAUUCCAUCUGUUAAAAGACGAACACAUUGUUUGCAAGUGUGUAAUCAAUCAUACCUUUCUUUGAUGGUUUAGAAUCCUGAUCCAUCAAAUUCUAUCCAUGUUUUGCAUUGUUUGUUAAACAAUAACCAUUCUUUUGAGUUUUUGAUCCAUCUAA